This is a messenger RNA of Chenopodium quinoa (quinoa), 603 nucleotides long. Its product is annotated as chromo domain-containing protein cec-1-like. The transcript is spliced from 7 exons. Bases 1 to 603 code for a protein of 200 amino acids. NCBI's taxonomy places the organism in Eukaryota, Viridiplantae, Streptophyta, Magnoliopsida, Caryophyllales, Amaranthaceae. The record is from RefSeq and is a predicted model, not a curated record.
AUGUCAAAAUCAAGAUUAGAGACAAAUCAACACAUAAGUGAACUAAGUGAGGAUGUACCUACUACUCAUACUACUAGUAUUCUUGGGAUUCAACCUGAAACAGUGAACUCAAAUAAGGACAAAGAGGAUUCAAAUACCUCUAAGGAGGACAACAAGAAUGCUAAUGAUGAUCAACAAGGAAUUCAAAGAAACAAGGGUGAUACUUCCAAAACAGUUGAUGAGGAUAAAGAGGAUGAAAUUAAUUAUAAAGAGGACAAAGAGGAUGAAACUAACUCUAAAGAAGACAAAAAAAUGUUGAUGAUGAUAAACAAGGAAAUCAAAGAAGGAGAAAAGGAAAAUGUUCAAGAAGAGAUGCCAAAGACUACAGAGAUGAAAGAGACUAUUGGAAAUGAGAAGGCUGAUAAGAAAGAUGCAGCAGAGAUAUUACAUAAAUGUGUACAUAUUGAGGAUGAAACUUAUCUAAUAGAGCAAGAAAAGGAUACGACUGAAGAAUCUGCUGAAAGAGAUCAGAAAGAGGCAAAUGCUCCACUUGCUGAAGAAUCUACUGAAGCAUCACAAACAAUACUUGCAAAAAAAAGAUCAGGAAUAGAGAACUUCUCCUAA